AUGUCAGGACCUGAGUCAGCCAAGAGGGUGAAAAAAGAAUGCAGCUACGGAGAGAAAUGUUUCAGAUUAAAUCCUAUACACUUCAGGGAGUACAGCCACAGACACUUGGAAUCCAUAUUAGACGCAUAUUCAGGGAGUGGUGAAUAUUGUAUACCGGAUAACUUGUGUCACCAGCAGCAUAUGAUAAAGGAACAGCUGGAAGUUAUUGUGGAGAAGAAGUUGUAUGAACCUGUCAAAGAGGGUAGUAGUACGAGCACAUCAACAAAUGCAGAGCAAAAUAGAACACAAAGUACCAGGAUAACAGCAAAUGAAAGUAGUAUGCAGCAGUCGAAAACUAAUGUAAGAAAUAAUGAAGAAGUUGCCAAGAGUAAACAUGAGAAAUUGUCUAAAGUAGAUGAUAAUCAAGUAAACCGUAAUAAUAUUAAAGGAAAUAGCAGAUCUACCGAUAAAACGGAGGCGAAAUCAUCAAAUAAAAAAGGCACAGAUUAUCGGCCGGUAGUCGAACCUACGCGCCGUGCUGAGAAUUUCCUCAAAGUGGUAUUACCGCGUGGUAACAUGGCUGCGAAGCAUGCGGUCAGUGCGCCUUACCACAUAUUUUAUACCACCAUAUCUGAUGCCAAGGAAACGCACCACCAGCCGUACUCCAUCACGUUUUUAGAAAUCCUAGACCGCAGUCUCGGCGAGCUGAAGUGCUCGCUUCAGAUAAAUUUCAUGGUGGAGCUGGGCUGGCUUCUGGCGCAGUACUAUUUCGCCGGCUACAGCGAGAAGCGGCUCACCAUACUCUAUGGUGAGGACGGACCUGAACUGAGGACCAUAAACCAGAAGAAGCCUCAUGUGGACGCACACCGCGUCAAUAUGGGCUCGCCUUUUGGGAAGCAUCAUACCAAGAUGAUGUUGCUAUGUUACGAAGAUGGUUCUCUGCGUGUGGUGAUCUCUACAGCGAAUCUUUACAUUGAUGACUGGGAGAACAGAACGCAGGGGCUGUGGUUCAGCCCAAAUUGUCCUGAACUGCCGCCGGAAGCGAUGCCAUUCGAAGGCGAGUCGCCGACCGGCUUCAAGAAGUCGUUACUACGUUAUCUAAACCACUACCAGAUGCCGCAGCUCGCGUACUAUCUGGAGAGGGUGAAGAGAUGCGAUUUCAGUCAUAUUAAUGUAUUCCUAGUGGCGUCAGCGCCAGGGUCACACUUCGAUAUGGAUUGGGGCAUGACCCGAGUGGGGUCACUGUUACGGCAGCACUGCUGUAUACCUCCCUCGGAGAACUCCAAGUGGCCACUGGUGGCGCAGGCCAGCAGCAUCGGCAGUUACGGGAACGACCCGAAGCUUUGGCUGACCGGGGACUUUCUGCAUCACUUCACGAAGAUAAAGAACCACCCCCAGAUGCUGUCGGCGCCGGCUGAAUUGAAGCUCGUAUACCCAUCGUUAGAAAACGUCCAGAAAUCCUUAGACGGUCUACUGGGGGGCGGAUGCCUGCCGUAUGCAGCUGCCGCCCACAGCAAGCAGACCUGGCUGACUAGCUUUCUAUAUCAAUGGCGAGCCACGUGCAGCCACCGAGACCGAGCUAUGCCCCAUAUAAAGUCAUAUACUCGCACCUCUUUGGAUAACAAAAUGGCUGCCUACUAUCUACUAACAUCAGGGAAUAUCAGUAAGGCGGCGUGGGGCUCGAUUAACAAAGGGAACUCGGCUUUAAGAAUAAUGAGCUAUGAGGCUGGAGUGUUGUUCCUCCCGAAAUUUGUGAUAAAUGAAGAUCUGUUCCCCUUGUCUCCCGGAGCCAAGAAUCGUCUGAUCAUUCCAUACGACAUACCCCCGACCAAGUAUUCCAGUGACAUGUCACCAUGGGUUUUCGAUUACUUGUCAUGAGCUCCUACAACUUAUGUGAUCUUGGUACCUAUUGUUUAAAUAAAUCAUGAUUUUUUUGUAAUAAAUUUUUUAUGUUGAUAAUGGCCUCGAUG
Messenger RNA from Achroia grisella, 1949 nucleotides. RefSeq names its product probable tyrosyl-DNA phosphodiesterase (gene gkt). Gene Ontology annotation, biological process: single strand break repair; double-strand break repair. The transcript is spliced from 13 exons. Gene Ontology annotation, molecular function: double-stranded DNA binding; single-stranded DNA binding; 3'-tyrosyl-DNA phosphodiesterase activity. Bases 1 to 1857 code for a protein of 618 amino acids. Lineage: Eukaryota; Metazoa; Arthropoda; Insecta; Lepidoptera; Pyralidae. The record is from RefSeq and is a predicted model, not a curated record. Gene Ontology annotation, cellular component: nucleus.